This is a messenger RNA of Teleopsis dalmanni, 988 nucleotides long. RefSeq names its product DDRGK domain-containing protein 1 (gene Ddrgk1). The transcript has 2 exons. Bases 90 to 965 code for a protein of 291 amino acids. The record is from RefSeq and is a predicted model, not a curated record. Lineage: Eukaryota; Metazoa; Arthropoda; Insecta; Diptera; Diopsidae.
GUUUUAUUGCACAAAACAAAUACUGCAAUUAUUAAAUUUUCUGUUUAUCGAACAAAUUCUUGAAAGCUUUGAUUUACAAAAGGUUUAAAAUGGAUUUAAUAACUUUAUUAACUAUUGCUAUUACGCUUUUAGUUAUAAUGAUUACAAUAUUCUUUAUGCAAAGAAGAGGUGCUAAUAAAAAUGAAGAAAAACCAGCACGUCAACAACGAGCAGUUCCAGUCAAUGCUCCAGAAGGUGGCUUAAGACGUGCACAAAUUGCACGCAACCAACGUAACAGAUUGCGUCAAAAUACUCACCCAGUUGCAGCCGCAGCACAAGCAUUGGAUGAUGCUGUUGAAGAUCAGGAAGACGGUAUACCACAAGGUGCAGUUUUAGAUGAAAAGAUGGGUACGAAAAAACGUGCUAAAAUGGAAGCAAAAGAACAGAAACGUUUACAACGUGAACAUGAGCUAAAACAACGUGAAGAACGUAAGGCAAAAGAGGAAAAGUUGGAAGUUGAACGCAAACGUACAGAAGAAGAAGAGGCUGAGAAGGAACGUAAACAAGUUGAAGCAGAACGUUUAGAACGAGAGGAGCGUGAACGUAAGGAAUACGAGGAAUAUUUAAAAAUGAAAGAAGCAUUCAAAGUUGAAGAAGAAGGUUUUGAAGAACCUGACGACGGCGAAAAAGAGAAUUUACUCGCAACGUUUGUGCAGUAUAUUAAGGAUAACAAAGUAGUAAUGCUUGAUGAUCUGGCCAUAGAAUUUAAAUUAAAAACUCAACAAGCUAUUGACCGUAUACAGGAAUUACAGGCAAAUGGUACGAUUACGGGCGUUAUUGAUGAUCGCGGAAAAUUCAUUUAUGUUUCCGAAGAAGAGCUAUUGUCAGUGGCAAAAUUUAUUAAACAACGUGGUCGAGUUUCAAUUCAGGAAUUGGCUGAAAGCAGUAAUAAAUUAAUUAACUUGACACCUGUAGCUAGUGCGUAAAAAUUAUUAGACAAUUUUAAUGU